CUAGUCGUGUCCUAGUGUGGCGUCUGCCCAGAUCUCUAACAAUAAACAACAGAAUACGCGUGUACGAGCCUAGCAACCCACAGUCGUACAUGUGACGGGGGUGUCUUGCUAAUUUUAAGGAAGGGAAUUUAGAACGCUAUGUUUUUGUAACAUUUUCAGAGGCAGCAGAAUGGGUCUGCGUGAUUUCUGCGAGUACGAGACGAUUAAAUUAGUGCGGAUUAGAAGCGUUAAACUGGGAUCCCUGAAAUGGGGUAUAAACGGGACCAUUUUAGCUUUUAUCUGUAUUGUGCUGUUUUGGAAUAAGGAAUUCCAGGAACACGAUUACGUCGUCAGCUCGGUGACAGCGAAAGUGAAGGGCGUAGCAGUUACCAAGAACUCCGAUCUGGAGGGAGUAUUGUGGGAUGUGGCCGAUCACAGUGGUGUAUCACAGGGGAAGAACUCCUUUUUUGUUAUUACUAAUGCAAUAAUCACAAAGAACCAAAGACAAGGCAGCUGUCCGGAGGUGCCAGACUCUGGAAAAAAGUGCCGUUCAGAUAAGGAUUGCACAAAGGGAUAUACUGACCAGAGGAGUAAUGGGGUUCAGACUGGCAAAUGUGUUGAUUUUGACCGGUCAAUAAAGACCUGUGAGGUCUUUGCCUGGUGUCCAAUUGAGAAAAGGAGGGUUGGUCCCAAGCCUGCUAUCUUGGGAUCAGCAGAAAACUUCACCGUCUUAAUUAAAAACAACGUUGGAUUCCCUAACUUCAAUUACACAAAUAGAAACAUUUUGUCCUACAUGAAUGACACCUAUUUGCGAGGCUGUAUUUUUAACCGAACGACAGAUCCAUACUGCCCGAUAUUCCGCCUGGGAGAUAUCGUCCAAGAAGCCAGGGAGAAUUUCACGGAAAUGGCUAUUGAGGGAGGAGUGAUAGCAGUACAGAUCAACUGGGAAUGUAACCUAGAUCGGCUGUUUCACAAGUGUGUCCCGGAGUAUAGCUUUCGAAGACUGGACGAGAAAAACAGCAACAAGACCAUAUUCCCUGGCUUGAACUUCAGAUUUGCAAGAAACUAUAAGCAGAACGGAGUGGAAGAACGCACGCUGUUCAAGGCGUAUGGCAUCCGGUUUGAUGUCAUGGUUUUUGGAAAGGCAGGGAAAUUCAGUGCAGUUCAGCUGAUUAUAUACAUUGGAUCCACACUCUCCUACUACGCACUGACUACAGUGCUGCUCGAUUGGUUCAUUACAACAUAUAUUCAUCCCAGCUGCUGCUCAGAGGAGGUCAAAAGUAACUACACUGGGAAGAAGUACGAAUCUGUAGAAGAUCUGAAACAGAGCCCUCUGUACGUCUCCUUUGUGGAUGAGGACCACAUCGCGGUGGUGAAAGGGCCCUUCAAAAGGAGCUUACAGGAAAUGAAAGCUGCCGCUGUUCAUGUGAGAAGGCUGCACAAUGAAAGCAUGAGAGAAUGCCUGAGCUUGUUGCAAAGGCCUCCCAGCCGCAGCAAAGACAUCGAGAUGCGAGAAGUGAGACAAACGGGAGAGAAUUCGAAGGAACACGAACCCCCCCCCCCACUGUGGUGCCACUGCGGACAGUGCCACCCAAUGCCAAGCUUGCAGGAGCAGCUGUGCUGCCGCAGAAGCGCCGGGCACUGCAUCAGCACCUCGGCUACAUUCUCUCGACUCGUCCUUGACAGGCAGACCCUGGAGUCUGUGCUGCUGUACAGGGGCCCUCUGCUGGACCUCAGCCAGGCACACACCAGCACCAAGUGGCUGAGACACUGCGCAUACAGCCAGUACACCCAGUGGCGCUUCGGAGACCUGGAGCCAGGCAGCUGCGCUGUGAUACCGAGCUGCAGUGUGUGGAAGAUUAGGGAGAGAUACCCCAGUGUGGAGGGGCAGUACACUGGCUUGUGUUGUGAGAAGAGGGUGCUAAUCAAACAUGAUUAAGGUGAUAAAUGAGACUCUAGGUUUAGCUUUAGUGACCUUGAAACAACUGGAGUUUGUUCAUCAAAAAAGACUCAAUGUGCAGUUUUUAUGUAGAAUAAGGAAAUUGGUACCAUUACAAACCUGAAAUUGUACAGUAAUAAAGAGCUGUUUUCCCAGACUACAGCCGUUAGUGCAUUUUUAUACUGUUUUAUUGUUGUUUUACCAUGUACUGUUCUGAGUGUUUACACUGUAUAUUUUUCAUUGAUAAUCAAACACAAAUAAUUAAGUUUUGUCCUGGCACCAGUCUUCAUAAAGUGAUGUUUUACAACCCUUUUUGUACCACGAUGAAUACACCGAAAAAGGAUCUUUGAAAAGCCUCUUGAUUUGGUCAAACUACACCAUACUAGCCUAAUCUACAGUGGGAUGUUUUUGUGCAUUUUGCAGGCCCCUGAAUUGUAUUUUUAUUAUUCCGUCUAUAUUAUUCAUUUUUUUAAAUUAAUUGUUUGUUUAAUUAAUUUUCAUUUUUAUGUUCUUCAUUAAUAGCUGUUACAGAGAGUCUAUGACAUUGUUAAAGUGUUGGUUCUACUCUCGAUGAUAACAUGUGCUCUAUGCUUUACUACCUAAUCUAAUAAAGGAGAUUAUUGAAAUUAAAAGGAUAAGGGGAGUAUUUCAACAACGCCGCUUUUGGAUUAAAGUUGAGGAGAUAUAUAGUAACCAGUCACAAUGGUAAUAUAUU
This is a messenger RNA of Polyodon spathula (Mississippi paddlefish), 2633 nucleotides long. RefSeq names its product P2X purinoceptor 4-like. The record is from RefSeq and is a predicted model, not a curated record. Gene Ontology annotation, biological process: monoatomic cation transmembrane transport; response to ATP. Lineage: Eukaryota; Metazoa; Chordata; Actinopteri; Acipenseriformes; Polyodontidae. The coding region runs from base 170 to 1918 and encodes 582 amino acids. The transcript is spliced from 13 exons. Gene Ontology annotation, cellular component: plasma membrane; nuclear inner membrane. Gene Ontology annotation, molecular function: extracellularly ATP-gated monoatomic cation channel activity; purinergic nucleotide receptor activity; ATP binding.